AUGACGCAGUCAAUGCUGGACAUGAGCCUAGACGACAUCGUCGCUGCUCACCGCGAUGCAGCCGGCGACGCGCCAGGCCGAGGCGGUCGCGGCCGUGGAGGCGGCUUUGGAGGCCGACGCGGCUCUUUCCGUGGCGCCCAAGCCGGUGGAGGCUUCGCAUCAUCGUUUCGAGGACGAGGUCGCGGCUUCUCGUCCUGGCGCCGGGGCGACGAGGACUGGGAAGACAGCCGAUCGCAUGCUCCGUUUUCUCGCCGCCGCGCUUUUUCUCCCUACUCGACGCCCUACUCCGACCGUGACGGCCGCUGGGGGCCUUCCAGGCGCGGCGACCGUCGCGGUGCGCCUGCCUUCAGAGAGAGCGGGGGCAGAACGCGCGAACCCACAGCCGUGGUGCGCGUCAGCAAUCUCGACUACAGCGUCUUGGAAGAAGACUUGAAGGAACUGUUUGCGGCGGUCGGGGAAGUCGUGAAAGUCUGGCUCGAAUACGACCGCACCGACCGAUCCAAGGGGACGGGAGGCUGCAUUUUCCGGCAUCUGUCCGACGCGAAGCGAGCAAUUGAGCUGUUCGAGGGCCGCCGCAUCGAAGGGUUGCCGUUGCGUCUCGAGCUCCUGCCGCCUCGCCACCAGGAGACUCGCCGCUCGCCGAACUUUGGGCCCUACGGCCAAGACGCCUUCUCGCGCAGAGGAGACAGAGGCUCUGGCUCCUGGAGAGGCGUUCAAGACGUCGAACCCUGGUAA
Neospora caninum is the source of this 735-nucleotide messenger RNA. RefSeq lists its product as hypothetical. Gene Ontology annotation, molecular function: mRNA binding. The coding region runs from base 1 to 735 and encodes 244 amino acids. Gene Ontology annotation, biological process: mRNA export from nucleus. Gene Ontology annotation, cellular component: nucleus. Lineage: Eukaryota; Apicomplexa; Conoidasida; Eucoccidiorida; Sarcocystidae. The record is from RefSeq and is a predicted model, not a curated record. The transcript is spliced from 4 exons.